This is a messenger RNA of Adineta ricciae, 915 nucleotides long. NCBI's taxonomy places the organism in Eukaryota, Metazoa, Rotifera, Eurotatoria, Adinetida, Adinetidae. The record is from the annotation of a GenBank genome assembly.
AUGGUAACUUCGAAUAAUUUUACUUUGAUCACUAAUCAACCGUGGUUUAUCCCGUUUGACAUCAUUAACAUCACAUCGCUUUCCGUAGCUACUUUACUAGCAGUAGUUUUUCUCUUGAUCGUUAUUUAUGACAAAGCCUGUCAUAAUAUUCCAAUGAUGUUAAUGGCUAACUCAUGUCUGUCGGAACUUCUAUUUUCAAUUUCACUUAUUGGAAUGACAAUAUUCAGUCUACAAAACGAUCUAACACAGAGUCAAUCUCCCGAUCCUCCUUGCAUUGUUCGAUCUUACAUUGGCUACGUUAUGUAUUAUGCUAGAAAUUAUUUCUUUCUUCUUCAAUCUUUUUAUCGAUAUGUCAUUGUUCUUUACCCAACACGAUUAGGUUGGCAGAGCAAACGCGUCCAAAUUCUCUUGGUCUCAGUCAUAUGGAUUUCGUCUUUCGUCUAUGCUCUUCCACAUGUGCUGACUAACGAAAUUGUCUAUCAAGUUGACGAACAAAUGUGUGAAAUGCUUAUGCAUCUAUCUUGGGUCACACUUUACAACAUAUUUAUUGUUUAUGUCAUACCACUUCAUGGAAUUGCUCUUAUUUAUUUAAAACUAGUUCGAUACGUGAAAGAAAUCGGCGCACAAGUCAAUUCUGCCAACAUACUUUUGCGCGCACAACGAGAAUUACGAAUGGUUUAUCGAAUCGUGGUACUUGUUUCAAUCUUAAUUGGACUAGGUAUUCCUUACACAGCUUUUACUUUUAUGGGAUUCUUCACCGCACCACCACGAUACCAUUUUCGUAUUGCUCUUAUUUUUGUUAAUACCGGCUCAUUGUUCAUUAUAAUUGCUUUAUUCAAAUUCACUGAUCCAGUCUACCUAUUUCUUACAAAACAUAUCACUCGAAUAGCAAACAGAGCGUCUUUUACAAAUUAA